CCAAAACAUAUAUAGUUCCCUUUCUUUUUAUUUUUCACAACUAAAGACUAUGGCGAAGUUUGCUCACGUCGUUGCUUUCUUGCUUCUUGCAUCACUCUUUCAACCCCUCACUGCUCGAGAUUUGGAAAUCAAUGUCUUGCAACUUGAUGUGUCUCAGUCUGGUUGCCCAGGAGUGACAAAGGAAAGAUGGCCAGAACUUCUUGGAACACCAGCUAAGUUUGCUAUGCAAAUAAUUCAGAAGGAAAAUCCAAAACUAACUAAUGUUCAAACUGUACUGAAUGGUGAUGCUGUUACAGAAGAUUUAAGAUGUAAUCGAGUUCGUCUUUUUGUUAAUGUAUUGGACUUUAUUGUACAAACUCCCCAGAUUGGUUAAGGGAUGAUAUAUUUAUGUAGCCUCCAGAAAAUAAAUUGGAGCUGUAUGGUUAAUGUCUCCAUGUAUUCCCUUAUUUGGUUAUAAAUAAAUGUGGCUUUUAAUAUAAUGUGAUUUAUGAUUUA
Molecule: messenger RNA, 495 nt
Organism: Nicotiana attenuata
Lineage: Eukaryota; Viridiplantae; Streptophyta; Magnoliopsida; Solanales; Solanaceae
Product: proteinase inhibitor I-B
Exons: 3
Coding region: 50-373 (107 amino acids)
Biological process (GO): response to wounding
Molecular function (GO): serine-type endopeptidase inhibitor activity
Source: RefSeq, a predicted model, not a curated record